This is a messenger RNA of Physeter macrocephalus (sperm whale), 2790 nucleotides long. It is a transcript of the gene SLC15A1, whose product is annotated as solute carrier family 15 member 1. The record is from RefSeq and is a predicted model, not a curated record. The coding region runs from base 83 to 2167 and encodes 694 amino acids. Gene Ontology annotation, molecular function: dipeptide transmembrane transporter activity. Gene Ontology annotation, cellular component: plasma membrane. Lineage: Eukaryota; Metazoa; Chordata; Mammalia; Artiodactyla; Physeteridae. Gene Ontology annotation, biological process: dipeptide import across plasma membrane. The transcript has 23 exons.
ACAGGAAGCAACGCCUUAGCAAAAGGUCCUCCGUCCUGGGCUCCUCGCUCGCCAGUCGCAGGGAGCCCUCGGAGCCACCACCAUGGGAAUGUCCGUAUCGCAGGGUUGCUUUGGUUAUCCCUUGAGCAUCUUCUUCAUCGUGAUCAACGAGUUCUGCGAAAGAUUUUCCUACUAUGGAAUGAGAGCGAUCCUGAUUCUGUACUUUCAACGUUUCCUCGGCUGGAACGACAAUCUGGGCACCGCCAUCUAUCACACGUUUGUGGCUCUGUGCUACCUGACGCCCGUCCUCGGAGCUCUCAUUGCUGACUCCUGGCUGGGGAAGUUCAAGACAAUUGUGUCGCUGUCCAUUGUCUACACCAUCGGACAAGUAAUCAUUUCAGUGAGCUCAAUUAAUGACCUCACGGACUUCAACCACGAUGGAACCCCUGACAACAUUUCUGUGCACGUGGCACUGUCCAUGGUUGGCCUGGCCCUGAUAGCUCUGGGUACCGGAGGGAUAAAGCCUUGUGUGUCUGCAUUUGGUGGAGAUCAGUUUGAAAAGGGCCAGGAAAAGCAAAGAAACAGAUUUUUUUCCAUCUUUUAUUUGGCCAUUAAUGCUGGAAGUUUGCUGUCUACUAUCAUCACUCCCAUGCUCAGAGUUCAAGUAUGUGGAAUUCACAGUAAACAAGCUUGUUACCCAUUGGCGUUUGGGGUUCCUGCUGCCCUUAUGGCUGUAUCUCUGAGUGUAUUUGUCAUUGGCAGUGGAAUGUACAAGAAGGUCCAGCCCCAGGGUAAUGUCAUGGCUAAAGUCGCCAGCUGUGUUGGGUUUGCCAUCAAAAAUAGGGUUAGACAUUGGAGUAAGAGAUUUCCCAAGAGGGAGCACUGGCUGGACUGGGCUAACGAGAAAUACGACGAGCGGCUCAUCUCUCAAAUUAAGAUGGUUACAAGAGUGAUGUUCCUGUAUAUUCCUCUCCCCAUGUUCUGGGCCUUGUUUGAUCAGCAGGGCUCCAGGUGGACACUGCAAGCAACAACUAUGAGUGGGAAAAUUGGAAUUAUGGAAAUUCAGCCAGAUCAGAUGCAGACCGUGAACGCCAUGCUGAUAGUUAUCCUGGUCCCCAUCAUGGAUGCCGUGGUGUACCCUCUGAUCGCAAAGUGUGGCUUCAAUUUCACCUCCUUGAAGAGGAUGAUCGUUGGAAUGCUUCUGGCUUCCAUGGCUUUUGUGGCAGCUGCAAUUGUGCAGGUGGAAAUCGAGAAAACUCUUCCCAUCUUCCCCAAAGGAAAUGAAGUCCAAAUUAAAGUAUUGAAUAUAGGAAAUGAUAGCAUGAAUAUAUCUUUUCCUGGAACAACAGUGACACUUGACCAGAUGUCUCAAACAAGUGAAUUUAUGACUUUCAACGCAGACAAACUGACAAGUAUAAACAUUUCUUCUACUGAAUCACCACUCACUCCAGUAACUCAUAACUUUGAGCAGGGCCAUCGCCAUACCCUUCUAGUCUGGGCCCCAAACAAUUACCAAGUGGUAAAGGAUGGCCUUAACCAGAAGCCAGCAAAAGGAAAAAAUGGAAUCAGAUUUGUAAACACUCUGGCUGAGAGCGUCAAUGUCACAAUGGAUGGGGAACUUUAUAAAAACGUGACCAGUCACAAUGCCAGCGAAUAUCAUUUUUUCUCUUCUGGCGAAAAGAGCUUCACAAUAAACUCACCAGAGAUUUCACAACCGUGUAGAAAUGAGUUCAAAACACGCUACCUUGAAUUUGGUAGUGCGUAUACCUAUGUAAUCACAAGGAAGGGUAACAGCUGCCCGGAACUGAUGAUAUUUGGAGAUAUUUCCCCGAACACAGUCAGCAUGGCCCUGCAAAUCCCCCAGUACUUCCUCCUCACCUGCGGCGAGGUGGUUUUCUCCGUCACGGGAUUGGAGUUCUCAUAUUCUCAGGCUCCUCCCAACAUGAAGUCGGUGCUUCAAGCAGCGUGGCUGUUGACGGUGGCAGUUGGCAACUUCAUUGUUCUUAUUGUAGCAGGAGCAGGCCCGUUCAGUGAAAAGUGGGCCGAGUAUGUUCUGUUUGCGGCGUUGCUUCUGAUUGUCUGCGUAAUAUUUGCCAUCAUGGCCCGAUUCUAUACGUACGUCAGUCCAGCAGAGGUUGAAGCUCAGUUUGAUAUGGAUGAAAAGAAAAAGUACCUGGAAGAAGAGUAACCCAUAUCCCAAGUUGGACUCCAUCUUACAGACACAGAUGUGAAUAUCAAGAAGCAAGUGGAGGACGGACUGGACCCAGGAUGUGCUCAGGUGUCUGUCCCCUGGGGGCAGGACACUCUGUUGUAUGGCCCCUGAUGGGGAAAACUUCAGAACUGUGCACCAACCCAAGAAAGCUGUUUUCUAAGCAGCCAGCAAUGAACCUAACACUCUAAAAGAAGUCCUUUUGUUUGUUUUUCAGAGAAGUCUUGUUUAAAGCAUACACACACACAUACACAUACUUUUACAACACUGAGUCCAUACCCUGCAUUUAACUCCUUUCCUAACACACAGAGUUAUUUUGGACUAACUUAAAUUUUUGAAAUGGUGGCAAAGUUCCAUAUUGUUUGCAUUCGAACGCUCUAUGGAAACAAUGUUAAAUGAGGCAAAAAGUGAGUGUUAAGGCUUUAGAAUGGUACACAAUAAGGACCGGCUAGUAGGAACUGGUAACUUUACCUUCUGUUUUUUGUUUUGUUUUUCCAGUCCCUACCUCUUUUUAAAUUAUGUAUGACUCAAAAACCUACUCAGGUAAAGCAAGUCAUGAUUUUUAGAUUUUCAAUGGUAUGAAAUAAAUUCUCAUUCUUAAG